AUGCAGAGCGGCAACGACAACCGCCAAGGGUCCACCAACCCUUUUACCACUGUCGCCCAGCGAAGAAGGGGCGACCCGAACGAGGGCAGCGAGGCUUCCUUGACCCGCCGCCGGGCCACCACCCGCGAGGUUCGCCUUCCGCGGACCCAUCCCUCCCUUCCUCCUCGCCCCGGGCCCCCGCCCACAGGGCCUCUUCCGCCUCUCCCUGCCCACGCAGGGCUAACCGAGACUUCGCUGCUGUUCCCGGAGCAGCGCCGGUUCAUCUUCCGCUGGCUGGACCAGAUCGCCCUCCCAGAGGAUUGCGGACCGGCCAAUCCGGAAGAUUGUGCCGAGAGGGAAGCCCCAGAGCCGGAGAAGGAGGUGGCCCGGGCGCCUCAACGAUCUGAGGCAGGUGCACUCGAGAGCGGGCUUCGCGGCCUUCGGAUUCGGAGCCACCGGCUCGCCGCCCAGCAGCGGGAACCGACCGAGCUGUCAUUCUCGCUGGUCUUUGGCGAACCCGCCCAAUCCUCUCCGCCACGCGCCCUGAGCCCCAGUCGCGCGUCCUCCGACACGCUACCGGUCGAACCAGCUUGCCGGGAACAAAAGGACCGAGCCUCGCCCAUCGCCAUGGCCAGUACCAACCUGCAGGUCCGAAAUGCGGACUUUCCUACCAGCAAACACAAGGCGAUUGAAGAUGCGAAAAAAAUGCAGGCAAUUGUGGAGGAGGAUUGCAACAGGGCGGGGAAGGAUGUUCCGCCCUACCAACUCCAAGAGUUAAUCGGCAAGGGGAAUUACGGUCGAGUCUACAAGGCCACCGACGUCAACACGAAAGCGCUCGUCGCCGUCAAAAUCAUCAACAUCGAAGAAGGCGACACCCUGAACCCGAAACUCGCUGACACCUACAGCGAGUUCAUGCACGAAUUCUCGACGCUCAAGAAGCUCAGCGAGAGUGGCGCAAGGAAUAUCAACCUCAAUCUUGACGCUUUGCCGGUCGGUCAGGCCAUGUGGAUGGUCACCGAGUACUGCGCCGGAGGAAGUGUCGCGACCCUCAUGAAGCCCACAGCGCCCGGGGGAUUGCAGGACAAAUGGAUCAUCCCCAUCGUGCGAGAGGUGGCAGAAGCCAUCUACUGGGUCCACAAAGAAGGCAUCAUCCACCGAGACAUCAAGUGCGCCAACGUCUUGGUCACCGAGGCGGGCAGCGUUCAGCUCUGCGAUUUUGGCGUGGCCGGGAUCGUCGAAUCUAAAGUCGAUAAACGGACCACCUUCAUCGGGACCCUGAACUGGAUGGCUCCAGAGCUCUUUGACCCUGUUCCCUCCUACAGCACGCCAGUCGAUAUCUGGGCCUUUGGCUCGUUGGUGUACGAAUUGGCCUCGGGUCUCCCUCCCAACGUCAUGGCGGGCUUCAACGUUCAUCAGCUGGGACAAUACAUCAAACAUCACGCUCCACGUUUGGAGGGCGAUUACUCCGAUCAGAUCAAGGACCUGGUGGCUUUCUGCCUUGUUGAAGACCCGGCCAAGCGGCCAAGCAUCCAGGAAAUCCAGCGGCACCCUUUCAUCUUUGGCACCAGCGAACAGUAUCCGACCGCCUCGCUCGCCAACCUCGUCAAGGCGUACAAGCUAUGGGAGGGCCAGGGCGGUGUCAGAAAGUCGUUGUUCGCUCCAGUCGGUGUGAUGGGACCGUCGGAUUAUGAAUCCUCGACCUUGCCUAGCGACGAGUGGAACUUCAGCACCACCGUCGACUUUGACCGCCAGCUUAUGGACACGGAUGCCCGGGCGGUUUUUGACGUGUACGGUUCCAACGUCGACUUUGAGCUCAGCGAACAAACUUCUCGUCCCCCGAAACCCAAGCAGCGCCGCCGGCUUCCACCGCAACUCCAACCCAAAACGGUGCCCCUUGAGAAGGUGUUCGACCCCAACACCAUCUCCAAUUACGAGGACAAUUCGCGCGCAUACUACGGCAGAGCACCCCCCCCUCCUAUGACCACCACGUCGGAUCUACCCCUGCGAGAUGACUCGCUUCACUCGACGCUCCGGGAGUCGCUCAUUGACCUUGAUGCCUCCCUUCACGAUGGUGGUGACUUAUCCCAAUUUGUCGACAUGGCAACUAUUCGGGCCGGCAUGCGCGUCCCAAGCGACUCCGAGAACGAAGACGUCACGGACUUUAAUAAGGCACCUCUGAGCGAUCCCGCCGACUUGAACCCCAACCGCCGCACCCAAGAAUGGAAGUUCCCAACCAUGGCUCCCCCAGCAUCCGCCAACCCGGAAAUGUCCCGUUUCCCGUUCCACGAGCAGCGGACCGACUCGAACCCCCGUCCUCUGAUUUUUCACCCCACAGAAGACCCGAACGGUUUCCAACCUGAACCAUAUGAUCCCGCGCCGCCUCAACCUCUUCCGGACAACCGUGCCUCAGUAGGCAGCCUUAUUGAUCUCGACGAGGGUCUAGUGAUGCCCGAGCCGCCCCGGCCAUCGACCGCCAACUCGGAUGUCGCUUCGGUGGCAGGCUCAGAUAUCGGUGGCGCGAACCCUUUCGAUCUCGAGCGCCACGCCUCCCUUUACCAACCGACCCAACUAGGAAUCCGCGAGCCCUCCAUCUUCAUUUCGGACGACAGCGAUUUUGCCCGUUUGGCGAGGGCCAGUACUGAUGACACACAAUCAAUGCCUCCUGACUUAUUUCCUGGCAGCGUCCGCAGCGGGUCACAGUCGGUAUCCCACUCGCGCUCAACUAGCUACGACGACGACAGCUACUCGACGAGCGGGUACGAGUCGGAGUACCUCACCAUGGGCACGUCGACGCCCAUGAGCGUAUCGGACAGACCCAGCCGGGCGCGGACCAGGGCGCGGUCACAGUCGGGCGCGAGCAUCAACAGCACGCAGCUGCAGCACCCGAGGGUUGCCGCGAUGAACGGCUCGGGGGCGGAUCACGCGGAUUUGAACGGGGGCGUGCCGGCGCCGCCGUCGGCGAGGGUCAUGCAGGGCGCCGCAGGUCGCGAGCAGGUGCGAGACGAGGUGAUGCGGUUGCUCGCGAGCUUCUCGGAGCAGUUGACUGCAACGAAUGCGAGUCUUCUUCCGUUUCGAUUCAGUCGCACCCGAUUCGGGCAGAUCACAGCCGCAGCACUUACACACCCCCGGUCUAUCCACAGCCCGGCCAUGGAAACCCGGAUUCUCAAAGUGCCGCUCGCCGGCAAAGACGACUCGGCCCUCGGCCGGUGGGCGUCCUCCAGCCCAGACGGCACACCAGACCUCACCACAUGGGAGGUGACAGCCACCGACGACGCCGUGCUGGACCCUCUCCAAGAAGCAGCCCACCUCCUGCGCACCACCGACGUCCCCGUUGCCUUCCCCACCGAAACCGUUUACGGCCUCGGCGCCGACGCCACCCGUUCCGCCGCGGUCCGCGGCAUCUACUCGGCCAAGGGGCCGGCCCUCCGGACAACCCCCUGA
Messenger RNA from Chaetomium globosum CBS 148.51, 3420 nucleotides. RefSeq lists its product as uncharacterized. The transcript has 4 exons. The record is from RefSeq and is a predicted model, not a curated record. Gene Ontology annotation, molecular function: ATP binding; double-stranded RNA binding; protein kinase activity. Lineage: Eukaryota; Fungi; Ascomycota; Sordariomycetes; Sordariales; Chaetomiaceae. Bases 1 to 3420 code for a protein of 1139 amino acids. Gene Ontology annotation, biological process: protein phosphorylation.